Serendipita indica DSM 11827 is the source of this 423-nucleotide messenger RNA. The record is from the annotation of a GenBank genome assembly. Lineage: Eukaryota; Fungi; Basidiomycota; Agaricomycetes; Sebacinales; Serendipitaceae.
AUGCUGCGAGCACGAUUCCAAGCAUCCGCCAGACCUCUUUUGCGUGCUCCUAGAGCCCAGCGUAUCCUCAAGCCGUUCCCAACUGCCGUGCUACAAACCCGUCUGUCAUCGGCGCACGCAGAAGAGACGUUUGAGCAGUUUACAGACCGCUACGUUGCCUUUUUCGGUGGUGUCCAGGACAUUUUCGAGCUUCAGCGUGGCCUCAACAACGCUUUUGCCUACGAUUUGGUGCCAGCCCCCAAAGUUAUCGAAGCCGCAUUGCGCGCUGCUCGACGGGUCAACGACUUUUCCACUGCCGUCAGAAUUUUUGAGGGUAUUCGGCAAAAGGUGGAGAACAAUGGGCAGUACGAAGAAUACCUCAAAGAGCUCAAGCCCGUCAGAGACGAGCUCGGCAUCUCGACAAAAGAGGAACUGUGGGCGUAA